AUGCGUUUCCUGUCUCGUGUAUCUCUUGCACUCCUGCUAGCCACAGCAACAUUAGCACAAGACGAAGAAGAUUACGACUAUAGCGAUUACAGUGGUAAUACUGACCUAGGCGGUGGCAAUGGAAAUGGAAACAACCAAGGAAGCCAAGUGCAAGCUCCAGCAACACCCGCACCAGUGGUGGUAAAAACACCCGCACCAGUGGUGGUAAAAACCCCCGCACCAGUGGUGGUAAAAACACCCGCACCAGUGGUGGUAACAACACCCGCACCCGUGGUGGUAACAACAACUGUGAAUCCAAAAGGUUCAGUUCAAUUUUACUAUGUUCCACAUCUUCAACAGUUCAUGUUUUCCAUCUGGGGUUGUAAUGAGGCGAUUAAGGUCGAGACUUGCCCAAGGAUUGGUCAAGAAUAA
Messenger RNA from Cooperia oncophora, 411 nucleotides. Lineage: Eukaryota; Metazoa; Nematoda; Chromadorea; Rhabditida; Trichostrongylidae. The record is from the annotation of a GenBank genome assembly.